Limulus polyphemus (Atlantic horseshoe crab) is the source of this 1889-nucleotide messenger RNA. RefSeq names its product cell fusion protein aff-1-like. The transcript is spliced from 3 exons. Lineage: Eukaryota; Metazoa; Arthropoda; Merostomata; Xiphosura; Limulidae. The coding region runs from base 171 to 1802 and encodes 543 amino acids. The record is from RefSeq and is a predicted model, not a curated record. Gene Ontology annotation, cellular component: cell-cell contact zone; extracellular region. Gene Ontology annotation, biological process: syncytium formation by cell-cell fusion; multicellular organism development.
CAGUACGUUUUUAUCAUGAAGAUAUAUUUAUUGUCUAUUUUCAACUUUUCGUAAAUAUCAAGAGUCACCACACUCACAAACCACAUAACAACUAUCUUCUGUCUCUUAUCUUUAUGUAAAAGAAAACAAAAAUUAGUCGCAUCUGAAUCUUUCACCUCUUAUCAAAUAAAAUGGUGCUGAAAGACUUACAUCUGGUGUUUUAUACAAUUUUGCUCAUUUUUGUUCAGUGUUACGUGGCAGAAUUUCGUUGUGACGAAAUAUUUCCGCUUGUGACUCGUGUAACCUUCGAAUCAAAGAACCAAAAAGGAUUGACAUUAGAAGGUACUGUUGCUAGGAUACCAUUAACCCUAGGACAAACGCUGUGUAUCAGCAUGACCGUCAGAGGAGAUUCGGAAGAACAAGAACGUCUGUUUGCUGGAGGACAUAGAAAAAGGAUCAUUUAUGCUGUUCGCUUAGAAGCAGUGUGGAAUGAAUACCCCGUACAAAAUCUGUAUUAUUUCAGUCAAGCAAAUGUGAAACUUUCGUGUUACUGUGACUGUCCUGGAGGAGCGGAUAAAUGUGCUCCAGAAUACGGUAAUAACAUGUGUCCUAACUCAGAUUCGUCAGCUGUUUGUUACCAGUUUUACACUGUGUCUGCUGCGAACGGGUGUUUACUCCAACUUUUUAAAUCAGAAGCAGAUGUUUGUUGCAAGGUAUGGAUAAUGCCACACUUGGAAAAGGGAAACUAUACAGCUUUGCAGCUUGGCGCACCAAGAACUAAGAUACGUAUAAUAAAAGAAGCCUUGGAUGGAAACGGAGAAACCGUGGGACAGCCUGAUUACCUUGAAACUUACAGUACUGAAGGACGAUUUUCCUCAGAAACCUUUGAAAUAGAACUAACAAGCGCAAAGCAAGAAAAUUAUUUCCAACAGGGCAUGUACUUCGUCAAUUCGGUGGGAGACGUUUAUCAAACCAAGCAUGUACGUUUGAAUGAACCAGGAGCGUAUGACUUAACAAAAUUAGGAUGGCUUAAACAUACGGAUAAAUUUUACCCUCCAGCACGAAGUACGGUGCUGUCCAAAACUACUGUCAAAGUCCAUCAUUGUAGAACAAACAAGUUUUUCUUUCAACAUUCGAUUGUCACGGACGAGCCGGAGAGUGUGUCAGCUCCAGUGAGGGAUUUGUACAAACACAGUGUGAAGAAGGUGACGUACAACAGAGACGAGCAACGCGUGGAGGAGCUUCUUUCUAGCGUACAUCGUAUUAACUUCAAUUUUUAUCUUCGUGAGGUAGCUGACAUAAUCUUUCAUUAUCAGCCGUCAGUUCUCCACGACUUUAACGCUGAGACCAUCUUAGACAAAUAUUCCAAUGAGUUUCUAAACAUCAGCCUUGAAGGAAUAUCCGGCACCGUGCUUGGAUGGGUGGUGCACGAACAUAGCAAGAAGUCUUAUUUCUCAAUUGAUAGUAAAUUCACAGAACCUCAAAAUCUUAUAGUCUACAAAUCAAUUGGCUUCUGCGCCAAUCACACAAAACUUUGCCUUCGGGCGGUAUCCGUCAAAACACCUUUAUGCAAGUACAUUGGUUGUAAGAAAGAACCGCUAGAGGGAGUACUUAGACAGGACGGAACAUACGGAGAUGUCGACGUAUUGGAAGAAGAUAACCAUCCUUGGAACGCCGAAGGUUUAGACCUUUUAUUGGAGUUACUAAAUCCACUGAACUGGUUCAAAGGUGGGAAAGGAAUGGCUGCAAUGACAUUUCAAGUUAUACUUGCGUUUCUUGUCAUCGUACUUAUUACAAAAAUCAUUACCUGCACAAGAAAGUAGAAUUAAAUAAAUGUAUGACUUUUUAAUGAGCUUAAUGAAAGUUUUAUGUAGAAAUAAUAAAGUAACAGAUUGAGUUUUGUACGUUUA